Ornithorhynchus anatinus (platypus) is the source of this 905-nucleotide messenger RNA. Its product is annotated as rho GTPase-activating protein 25. The transcript has 2 exons. The record is from RefSeq and is a predicted model, not a curated record. Bases 474 to 716 code for a protein of 80 amino acids. Lineage: Eukaryota; Metazoa; Chordata; Mammalia; Monotremata; Ornithorhynchidae.
CGACGCUUCUCCCCUAGGCGAGCGACGCGGUGGCGAGCGGCCCCGGCGGCCCUCUCCGAGGCGGCGUCGACCCCGGGGAGAACGGCCAAGAGCGGGACCGACCCGAGGCCUGGAAGCUGCAGUCCAGGAAGAGGACCCAGACCCUUCCCAACCGGAAGUGCUUCCUGUCCACCGCCAUCCAGGAGGGUCAGGGGGUCAAGGCGGAGAUCUUCGACAACGAGUUCUGGUCCCCCUCGCCCGACCCCAAGGCCGGCGGGGGACACAAGCGGACGUUGUCCCAGGAUCUGGGCGCCACCUCGGACUCGGGGUGGACUUCGACCCGCCGUCCCUCGUCCCCCCCGGCCGAGGAGGCCGCCGAGGGUCCCCGGGGGUCCCCGGGGGCUUCCCGGGGGCCCCCGGGGGGCUCCGGGGAGGACCCCCGGGAGGGAGGGGCCCCGGAGGAGGACCUGAACCGGCUCACCCUGCAACUGAGGAUGGAAAUCGAGAAGCAGAAAAAGGACUUCGAGGAGCAGAUUAAGGGCUUGCAGAAGGAGAACUUCGAAGUCUGGACCAAAGUGUUGCAUCUGACUCAGGAGACGAAAAAGGAGCGGGAGAAGCUGUCGGCUCUGGAGGCCAAGCUGCAGGACGCGGAGCGGGCCCGGGAGGAGGCCGAGAAGAAGAACAAGGUUCUCGAAGAGGAGAUGGAGAAGUUCCUCAAAUCCGCCCCGGCUCCCUGAUUUCCAGAGAUCCGGCCGGGAACCCCGAAACCCGGGCCCGAUCUCGUCCUCUUCCCCACCCUCCCCCUCCUCCUCCUCCUUUUCAGCGCGGCCUGGCGAAACGGUGAGGCCCAAUGGCUAGAACCCGGGCCUGGGAGCCGGGUUCUAAUAUCCGCUCCUCCACCCGUCCGCUGAGUGACCUCGGGCAAG